Messenger RNA from Scomber scombrus (Atlantic mackerel), 7707 nucleotides. Its product is annotated as cilia- and flagella-associated protein 46. The record is from RefSeq and is a predicted model, not a curated record. The transcript is spliced from 58 exons. Gene Ontology annotation, biological process: axoneme assembly; cilium movement involved in cell motility. Bases 1 to 7707 code for a protein of 2568 amino acids. NCBI's taxonomy places the organism in Eukaryota, Metazoa, Chordata, Actinopteri, Scombriformes, Scombridae. Gene Ontology annotation, molecular function: protein binding.
AUGGACCUGGAUGUUCGUCAGUAUAUAACUCAGGCCACUGAGAAACAAGACUCUGAAGCUCUGCAGUCAGCCUUCAGUUUACUCACAGCAGCUAGAAGCAGCGGACGAACUAAACGAGCUGCCCCAGAAUUGUACGUCCUAUGCGCAGAAGCAUCACUACAGCUGGGUCGUUUGGAGAUAAGCGCGGCGUGUCUAAAGAUGUACUUUGAAGGGAAUCCGCCGGCUAAUCAAUUAAUGUGUCGAGCCUACCUCUGCCAGGGUCAGCACAAGUCUCAACCGACCACUGGGAGCGUGGAGGACUUUGAAGAGGCUGUGCAGUAUUUUCUUAAAGCCAUUGAAAUUUCAAAGCACAAACCAAGAUACCACUACAUGGUGUUCAAUGCCUCCGUGCUGUACUUCCAGACAGUGUGUCCUCUCCUGCAGCCGGGGCGUUGCCUCCACCUGGUUUCCUCCCUCAGGCAGGUGGUGCAAAGUCUGGAAGAAGUGGCAGACCAGGACCACAGCUGGAGGGCUGAACUCAUGAUGCACCUCAUUGAAAGUCUUGUGGACUCUGGGAAAAUGGAGGAUGCUGGAAGUUUUGCCAAAGUGACAGAAGAAUUCAUCAAGGCACAUACUCCACAUCUUUAUCCAAAACUCUUCACCUUGCUGGUACAACACCAGCUGUCAGAAAGUGAUGUCCUCCUUGAAAUGAGCAGGCAAUGUACUGCCUUAGCAAUCAUUUACAAGAUACAGCAAUUUAAAAUCGGGAUGAAGGAAAUAAAUGAGGUUGAGCUUGCAAAAAAGGAUUCGACUGAGCUUGAGGAGAUUUUCCAUCUCCUGGUGGAUUGUACAAAAGCUUCCUCCAUUCCAGAGAAUUCAACCUCUCAACAGAUUACACCCAUCAAACCAGCCGACAGAGUUGCCUUCCUCCUGGAGUUGGCUCUGCUGGCCUCGCAAGUGAAGCAUCAGAAAGUAGCUGCCGAGUGUUUGAAGGAGCUAAAGUCGGCGGGAGAGGCUACUAUCGGCCAACGCAUAAUAAUGGAGUGUAUCAACUGUGAAAUCAACCUCCUGAAGAAAGAGGCGAAGAUGAAUGAUUAUUCCAAAGCCAGUGUGGAGGCCCGGCUGAAGGAGAUAGGCAAGCUGGAUCAGUGGCUUCAGACUGCGGCGAGAGAGGAGGACCCCCGAGCCAUGCAGGCGGUGUGUGCUACCCAGUGGAGUUUCUGCCUACCCCUCUUGCAGCACAACCUCAGGAGACGCGUUAAAACACCUUUGCUCAGUGUAGCCCAAGCACUGGAAGACAUGCAAAGCAUGUUGCCGGAAAUGCGCUGUCAGAUCCACUCAGAGUUAGCAGUGAUUGAAGAGGAGGAGGGACGCCUCGAGGCUUCUUUGAUUCACCUUCAGAAAGCCAUGCUGCUGGAUAACGGGACACAGCGAGAAAGCCUGUCUUCAGCUUUCAGCCUCCUAAAGCUCAGAGAGACCCUCUACCAAACGCCCUCCCGGACCGAGGAUAAAGCUGCUAUGCUUAUGCAGCAGGCUAAGGAUAUUAAGCCUGAAGAUAAAAUAGACAGUCGUCCCAUCCUGGUGGCUGUUGGUCUACUCUUGGCUCCUGCUGAUUUCCAAAUGGUGCUGGAUGCAGACAACACCUCCAAAAUUCCCGUAGGCAGUGUUGGAUCUGGUCCAGCGGCUCAGCUCUCUGCUGAGGCUCAGCAUCACUCUACAUCUGUACAGAAGGUGGACGGACACCUGACCUUACAAGCAGAGGACACCGACAACACAGAGAGGGUGAAGUUGUGGGCAACGCUGGUGAAGACAGCCAGGAAACAGGAAGUUUGGGACGUGUGCCGAGCCGCUUGUCGAUUCUGCUUGCUUUACGAUGAUGGGAGAUGGAAGAUAUCCAAGACUGACAAGAGCAGCACAGAGUGUCUUCACAGUUGCGAUGGAGGCCAAAGCUCUGUGAGGAACAUGUUGCGCCUUUUAGCAGAAAUUCACUUCAUCAGUGCUGAGGCCACCGUCCAAAAAAUGCAAACCAAAGGGGUGCAGCUCAACAGCCCUGUCGUCCCCCAACAGGAAAAAGGGGUUUGUGUGUCUGAGGAGGAUCCACACUGGAUUAUUUACAGAGAUUGGAUCCAGGUUCUUUCUGCCUACGCCACCUCCAACUUCUUGCGAGCAGCGGAGCUCGGAGCAGAGAUCAGGGAAUCGUGGGUGGCGACAAAUGCAGCCAUUUACCUGUGGAAUUACAGCAGCCACUUGUUGGCAGCUGGAGAGCACCAGCGCCUCCUUCCCACCUUCCAAAGCCUCGUGGAUAUGCUCCGAAAGACAGAGUGCACUGGGAAUCGUGCUCUGUUUGUGCUGUUUUGCGAUGCCGUGGCCCGAGGGUUGAUCCAGCCUCUGUGUGGACCAGACAGCAUUGAGCCGGCUCCGACUGUCGACAAGGGCAAAAACAGAGCUGAGAAGGGGGUGGAAAAAGCUGCCAGUGUCCAGGGGGUUUUCUUAGACCCUGCUGCCCUGCAGGAUGUCCGCAAAGCUUUAGAGCUUUGUGAUUACACCCUUCGCAUGUCCAACUGCAACAUCGCAGGGGAGGCCGUGCCCAUCGCAGCGAGGAAACAGGUGGUGGCCACAUGGGUGCAGCUCAAAAGGCUCUUGCAACAGCAGAUUGGCUCAAAGAUGGAUACGGAUGAUGAGUGUAAGAAUGAGGAAGUGUUGGCGAUGACACGUGUGCUGGUUGGAGUGGAGAUGCUUCAGUGCAAUAGGAUCCUGAGGCAUAUGGAGUUCUCUGUUCCCAGCUUCUCCACACUGGUGAGCAUGGCGUCUGAAUGCAGCUGGAAUGACGCCGUGGUGGAGCUGCAGGUGUGGUGCCAGCUGGCUGCCUUCUGUCACAAUGCCAAGGACCACAGCUUGGUGUUGUGCUGCACCAAGAACGCUCUGCAGCUGGAAGAAGUAGCAGCAAAGUGCCUCAGCACCAUGCCUUGUGUUUUGUAUGGCUCGCCUGCAGUGAAUGAGAUGCUGAGCAGUGCAGCCUGUUUGAGGGGUUUGAGCUUAAUCCACGAGUCCAGUGGAGAUCUGCACAGUUACAGAGAGGCUAUGAACAUGCUUCUGUCCAGUGUUAGCUAUGCAGAGAAGGCUGAGAAUCCAGCAUUAUGCGUCACAGCUGCCAGGCAUUACUGGAACACUUGUCUACCUCUGACGCGCACUUCUGAGGAAAGAAUGCAGCUUAAAGAGCCCCUGGAGAAGAUCCUGAACGCCCUGAUCCAUACUAACACCAAACAUGCAAAUGGAAAAGUGAAAGGCUUGCUGACCUCGACCACACCUCCUCUUGGGAGUUCAAAAGUUGAAGCAUCAAUAGAUGAAGAUGACCUGACCCUGAAAGCAGCAAUUUACAGUUCGUUGCUCCACAUCCGAAUUGAUAGAGCAGACUGGAAGGGUGCACUUCAGCUGCUGGAUAAAGCUAUUAGAGACAUGCCUUGUACCAGACAUUGUCUACCUCUACUGAAGCAUCGUAUACAGGUGAAGGCACGACUAGGGGAAAGCAUACUGCUGGACAUGCAGAAGUUACAACAUGAAGGAGAGCAGUGCUGUUCAGUCAUGUGGCACCGGGCGGCACUGUGUGCUGGCAAUAUAAACCAACAGCUGACCUAUUACCAGAAUUCUAUCACCUCUCUCUUGAGUGCAGAGACUCAGUGGCAGAAGGUCAGCCUCCUGCUGGAGUUCGGAGAGUGGCUGUACUGUCACAACUUCCCCAAAGCAAAUGCCCAGCACCAGGUUCAGUGGGCCAUAGACAUCCUGCUCCAAGUGGAAACAAAACAGGCAGAAGGUACAGAGGAAGAGUCAAAGAAGAGGAAUACGAAAUCUGAGACUCUGAUAGGAGUCCAGGGAUUGUCAUUCACAGAAAAUGUGUCUAAUCUGAGGGAGAUGCGGCGCCUUGACAGCUUGGUACGAGCACACACUCUGCUCGCUGUCAUGGCAAACAGGUCUUCACCUGAGCACCAGCUUAACCUGCUCAGAGCCUAUACUUUUGUACUCCUAAUAUGGCAGGUGUCCAUGGCAGUGGUUUGUGAGAUUUCCAGUGAGUUGGCAAAGAGUCAGCCACCCAAACCUCCUCCUUCUGCUGAGUCCAAAAAGGGCAAAGACAAGGGCAAAGGCAAAAAAGGGAAAGAUCCUCCACCUGCUGAGGAGAAACCUAAACCUGUUGUCCUGGAUCAGGCACUUCCUUCCACCCCAGAGGCCUGGGCUCGCUACAUCUGUCCUGAUCAGGCCAGGCAGAUAUUCAGAACCAACAGUAACCCCCAGUGUAUUAAUACACACAGCAUUACAAAGCAGACCCAGAGCCUUUUUUAUCUUAACCUGCUGGAGAAGGAGCUCCUCUCGCUGUCACUCGGUCACCUGACGCUGCCCAUACUGCACCUCGCAGAGGUCUUUGCUCAUGAUCUUUUGGAUAGGAGGAGCCUCUCUGACCUUUACCGACUCAGAAUUGUGAGGACCUGCCAUCUGCUGUGCGUGGAGACUCAUUCACCAUAUCACGAGAAGCUCCUGAAUUUGAGUGGAAUCCAAGAACAAGAACAAAUGGGCUCAGAAAACAAUGAGUUGUCCAUAACCUUGGUGAUUUUCCAGAGAGCUGAAACAGAUGAAAAGGCCGGGUCUUGGCAGCAGAGUGCGGAUGUGUGUGCUCAGGACAUUUGGCUGGACAAAGCCGAGGUUUGCCUCAGCAUGGGGCUCUAUCAACCAGCCAGGCAGCUCCUGGCAGAGGCCCAUUCAGUGGCUGUGGAGCUAGGAGACCAGAUUGCCAUGGCAAAAAGUUUGCUCAGUAUGGCCACUCUGGCUUGUGAGGAGCAGAACCAUGCCCAGGCUCUGAUCCUACUGGACAAGGCCCAAGCCCUGGGAGGGGAUGAGGAGUUCUGGUACCAACUCACCCUCACCAAGGUCAGAAUAGUAGUAAGCCAGAAAGACCAGGAUGCACAAACUAAGAUUGAUCAGAUUAUAAAACAAGGCUGUGGGGCUCUGAAGGUGAAUCUGGAGCAGCGGUUGAACAGACUCCCAGAACUCACAUUCUUGAUCACGUCAUUAGAGAUGAGGGGUGCCAUUGAAUGCAUACGUGCCACUGAUAGCAUUGAACCUGGACAAAGACACUGCACAAAGGCUGUCCAAAGGUUAAUAGCUGCCUGUGAUAAACUCAGACAGUGUGCCAGCGGUUUCACUAAACUCAACUACAGAGAACAGGCUGCACAGAGUAAUGCAGAGUGCGCACAUGGUCUAAGACUCCUAGCCAACCUUACUACUGAUACACAGAAGAAAUGGCGCUUCCUGCUCGAUGGCCUCUCCAACAUGCAGUUUGCGAUCACGGAGCAGGAACAUGUGGUGCUGAAUGCUCAGAGCCUGCUGCUCGCUAAGGAGGAGAGUCGUGGACUUUUACUUUUGUCUAAGCGGAAGCUGCUGCGCCUUCGACUGGCCCUGGCAGAAUUUUGCCUGGCGAUGCUGGAGGAGCAAUGUGAAGAGGAGAAAAAACAAGCUCUGGCCCAGGAGAGGAAGACUUCUGCUGAGAUAGCCCUAGACGAGUUUACACGCUGCACACCUGAGCCCAACUCUGUAGAACAGGAGUGGUUGAGUGUGAGCAGUACCUUGGGGCAGGUGGCUCUGGGCCAGCUGGCUGCAGUCAGCUCUCAGUCCCAGGACAACACUGAGACCAGAGCUCGCGGUCUGGCUUUAAUAGGGAAGAGCCUGAGACUGCUGGCUGCACGGGAGGACCCUAUUUAUAUGUGUGCUCUCUGGGACAGAGGUAGACAGGUAGCCAACACAAAUGUUCAUAUAAUACUCAAAGACAAAGACAGAGAAACAAGCAGAAAAGAGCCAAGGAUGACCUCUGCCAAAAGGGCUGAGCCGCAGCGAAGGAGACAUAAAGCUCAGCAGUUGUUGGCCCAGGCCAGGAAGGCACUGGCUGAAGCUGUCCGCCUAUGUCUCCAGCACAAGCUUCCCACCUCCAUCCUCGCUGAUGCCUGUCUCAACAUGUUGUACUGUCAUGGCCAUUUGGAUCCUGGAGUGUCUGGUCAAUAUCUCGCCCUGUUUCAGAGCUGCUGCACUGUUGCUGUAAUGACUGAGGUCCUAAGUUCUGCCUGCGCUGACACCAGUGUGUCCCAGCUCUCCGCUCUGUUCAGCCUCUACAGAAAACUGCUCCUCUCUGAGGAGGAGAGGCCCAGCAGCAUGGUGAAGGGAGUGGAGGACUCCCUCAACAGUUUCUCCAAGGCCUUCAGCCAACUGACCAUCAAUCCCAACCACCUAAACAUCCUUCCAGAGCUUCCGCCCAACCUGAAAAUCCUGUUGCUUCAGCACUCUGAGGAUGGGUCAAAACUUUAUGGAGCUUUCUAUGAGAUGGCCAAAGCUCCAGAAAAUCAAAAAGGAAAGACUAUGCAAGUUACAGGUACCCUGAUAUGCUCUAGGGUGGCCAAGGUUUUAGUUUGCCCCAGGGCUCUUCUGGCUCUUCGGGAGCAGGUUCGGGCCUUUGGCCUGGAGACCAGACAUGCCUUCCUCAAGGAAGCCUGUUGGCACAGUACUGAGGGCAGGCAGGAGGCCCCCAAUGAGCAUCAGAAAACUGCUGCAGAAAGAAAGUUAGAACCUCACUUCAGAGAAAUUGUACAUGAUAUGGAAGACUAUCUGAAUCCCCUUCUCAUGCAGUUAGACCUUUCUUGCUCAAGGCCCCAGGCUGCAUCAGUACCAGUCCCUGAGAUGGCCAAAACCAAAGAUAAAGAAGAGAAAGGCAGCUCAGUACAAAUGGAACCAGGGGAGUUUGUGGUGUUACUGGCAGACAGAAAGCUGCUGGAGUUGCCUCUGGAAGCUUUGCCCUUCCUGCAGGAGGAAAGCCUGAGCUCUGUGUCCCGGGACUUCUCUCUCCAGCUUCUUCAUAGCCGCCUACACAGAGAAGAGCCAGAGAAAGUUGAAAGUGACAACAAAAAGGAGACCAAAGGUGGCAAAGGAACUAAGGGGAAAGGAGAUCAAAGCCAAGCCAUCAAAGUGAUACCUGCCAAUCGUGUCUUGCCCCCUAACACCUUCCCAGUGGACACACGUAACAUCAAAUAUAUUGUCGACCCUUACAAUGAAGGUAACUUUGAGGGGACCAGUCUGUGCGAGAAGAUGAAGGACAUUUUGGAAACCAACAGCCAGCAUUUUACCCAUCAGUUGGAGGGCAUCAUGGGCAGCAAGCAAACACCCAGUCUGUCUGAGAUAGAGCAGCUGUUGUGCAGAUGUGGUGGCUUCAUUUACCUGGGGACAGAGCGCUUCAUGGCGAUCAUUCCUCCUGCCAAACUAGCAGCCCUCAAUCUGUCUGAGUGUCACAUGGCUCUGCUCUUUGACCUGGUCCAGAACAAUGAGAGUGUUCUCCGCCAGUCAAACCUUGACAUGCACAAGAGUGCUGGACAGUUUGCCCUGGAGAAACCUCUGGAGACUGCUCUGCUGUUGAGUUUGGAUGGUGUGAGCUGUGUUGUCCUCAACCAGUGGCACAGCAGCUUUGAACAGAACACACGCAAUGUGGCCACUUUUCUGGACAAUCUCCUGAGGGAAAGACAGACCUCUGGCCAGACACUGCAUGUCUUGAGAAAAGGGAACUUUCACAGUUCAGAGAUACCACAUCCUAAUGAUCAAAUGCUCCUCAUUGAAGAUGAUGAUUUUCAACACAAAACAACUCUUACACCAUCAGCUUUCAACUGUAUACUUUAUGGACUCGCUAAUUUAAUUGUCACAUAA